Molecule: messenger RNA, 1239 nt
Organism: Lolium rigidum
Lineage: Eukaryota; Viridiplantae; Streptophyta; Magnoliopsida; Poales; Poaceae
Product: polygalacturonase ADPG2-like
Exons: 1
Coding region: 1-1239 (412 amino acids)
Biological process (GO): anther dehiscence; pectin catabolic process; fruit dehiscence
Molecular function (GO): polygalacturonase activity
Source: RefSeq, a predicted model, not a curated record
AUGGCGUCGGCAACGACUGCUAAGCUCUUGUGGUCUCCCCUGAUCGCGCUGCUCUUGCUGUCCGUCUGCGAUGCUAGUUCAGUGAAAGAGCCUGAGGGCACCUCCGUUGUGUUCAGCAUCGAAAACUAUGGGGCCCGGGGCGACGGGAAGCAUGACGACACGCAGGCCCUGGCCAAGGCGUGGAGCGCGGCGUGCUCCUCUUCCCGGCCGGCCGCCCUGCUCGUUCCGAAGGGCAAGAACUACUUGCUCAAGUCCACCACUCUUUCUGGCCCAUGCAAAUCCACCGUCGUCUUCAUGGUAAAAGGCACGCUGGUGGCCCCUCCGAGCCGGUCUGACUGGAGUGACGACAACAUCAGCCACUGGAUCAUGUUCCAAGGAAUCUCCGGUCUCACAGUCACCGGUGGUGGUGUUAUCAACGGCAACGGCGAGGUUUGGUGGAAGAACUCAUGCAAGACCAACGAAGCUCUACCGUGCACACAGGCUCCGACUGCUUUGACGUUUCACCUAUGCGAUAAUCUGAAGGUGGACUACCUGAAAAUUGUCAAUAGCCAACAGAUCCACAUGUCGGUAGAGGAUUGCACCGAUGUGCAAUUAACCCGCCUAUCUAUCACGGCGCCCGGCACGAGCCCGAACACCGAUGGCAUCCACAUCACACGCUCCAAAGAUGUGCAAGUUAGAGACUGCGUCAUCAAGACCGGAGAUGACUGCAUGUCAAUUGAGGAUGGAACUCACAAUCUUCAUGUGACUAAAGUCGUGUGUGGUCCCGGACAUGGCAUCAGCAUUGGAAGCUUGGGAGACGAUAACUCCAGAGCCGAGGUUUCUGGUAUUACAGUUGACUCGGUACAGUUAUAUGGCACAACUAACGGUGCCCGAAUCAAGACAUGGCAGGGUGGAAGUGGGUUCGCGAAGGAUAUCAUAUUUCAGAACAUUAUCAUGGACAACGUGCAAAACCCAAUUAUUAUUGACCAGAACUACUGCGACUCUGCUAAGCCAUGCAAGGAUCAAGAAUCGGCAGUGGAGAUCAGCAACAUCAUCUUCAAGAACAUUAGAGGGACUACCACUUCCAACGAUGCCAUCAAGUUGAGUUGCAACAAAAUCGCCCCGUGCUCCGAUAUUUCCCUGGAGAACAUCGAGUUGAAAUUAGAGGGUGGCAAGGGUGACACCGAAAGCACAUGCCAGAAUGCAAAAUGGAGAAAAUCUGGAAAUGUUGUGCCAUCGCCUUGCAAAGGCAACAACUAG